Prorocentrum cordatum is the source of this 2158-nucleotide messenger RNA. NCBI's taxonomy places the organism in Eukaryota, Dinophyceae, Prorocentrales, Prorocentraceae. The record is from the annotation of a GenBank genome assembly.
CAGGGCGAUUGGCGCGAGGGGCGCGAGGGUUGCCGCGCAUCACCAGGGCGCGAGGCGUGCGAGACGGGGUGGGCCGGGAGCGCCGGCCGCCAUCGCGUCGGACGCCGCCGUGGCCUUCGCCGAGCGUCGAGCGGUGAGCGUCGUCGUCGUCAUCGUCGUCGGCGUCGUCGUCGUCGUCGUCGUCGUCGUCCGCGGUACAGGAGCUCCAGUGGAAUGCGAGGUCUGUGGCGAGGUCUGUGGUGAGGCAUGCCACGAUAUCCGUGGUGAGCCAGAUCUUCGGCGAGGGCGUAGGUUUGGAGUUGCUGGCGGACGAGGGGCCUCAUGGCAAAGCCAAUGGUGACACCUCCGACUCCGAUGCUGCAGACGUUUUUCCUGCACUCCGUAAGACCUGGCACGGAGCCUCUUCCCGUCCAUCGUUGAGGGAGUCCUUCACGACAAUGGCCGGCAUUGACCGAUGCCGGACGUGCCACACCGCGCCGUCGGCUACCCCGAGCCGGCAUCGCUCUUUCGCCCAGUCUUUCUUGAAUAAGGCCCGCACAAUCCCCAACUUGGAGGCGCAGCCGCCGCGCAGCUCCGUCGACACGGGCUCGCGCAGGGCCAGCACGGUCCUGCUCGAGGGCAUGCGGAAGACCAGCUCCAGCGGCUUCGCUCAAGGGAUGAAAAACCACCCUGACCAGACAAUUGGCGUUUACUAAACGACCCUGGGCGUUUACUGAACAGCCCCGCCCCGUUUGAUUCCUUCUUUGGGUGCGUUUGCUAAACUGCUUCGCGUGUCGGGGUGGCUAUUCUCGGGGGGGAUUUUCUGCCCUCUGUUCGCCGGAGGCUUCCUUACCCGGCGGAGGAGCAGCCGCAGCCUGCACUGCGGCGACGAGGACGACGAUGACGCGACCUCUUGGCCUCUGCUGCCCCAGCCGACGAUGCUCGGCAUGCCGCUCAGGGCGGACCGCUCGGCCGGCAGCGUGGUCUCCAAGCUGUUCGGCCUGAUGAGCCGCCUGCAGUUCGAGAAGCCCUCGACGGCCAGCGGCGAGGGGAGGUCGGUCAGGUCGCCGAUGCGCCACGUCCGUUCCGAGCCCUGCGAUGACAGCUUCACCCCGAAACCCUCGGAUGCGCCAGCGCCGCGUUCGGGGCGAGUGGCCCGGGUGGAGUCGGAGCAGUCUCGGCCAGGGCGGCCGUCUCUGGAGAUGGAGCAGCUGGAGACGGGCGUGGACCUGGAGGACGCGCUGGCACCGUUCUCGGACCAGGCGGCCGCGUCCAUGGAGCAGCUCGCAGCCGACCUAGGGCAGCAGGUCUGCGUCUGCAUCGUUGGCGGACUUGGCCAGCUCCAGGACAGCAAAUCCACGGCCCUGGUGAGGGCGCUGGCCAAGGAGCUCUCCGAGGGGUUGGGGUCGCAAGUGUGUUUCAUGACGUGCGGGCUCCAGCACAAAGUACCGUACCUUUUUGCAGAAGGUUGCGCAGAUGGCGUCAAGUUGUGGAAUCUGGUCCCUGCCCAGCACAAGCGCUACGACGUGCCCGUCGCCACCAACGUGAACGCGGGCGACGACGAGGCACAGUGCCUAGAGGUUUUCUCGGAGCUGGGGGACGUGUACCUGACCGUAGAGGGAGGGCAGAGCGUGGCCGACCUGGCGCGGAAGGUCCACAAGCGUGGCGCGCUGGUGAUCCCGCUGAUCCGGAGUGGCCGCGCCAGCGCUGGCGAGCUCGGGUUUCCAGGAGCUGCCCUGGAGCGGCCGUCGGUCGCCACGGAGGCGCAGUGGGAGCUGCUGGCGAGCAGCGACGUGGACGUCAUGCUCUCCGCAGCCGCCGUGGGGUCCAUCAUCGCCAGGCUCUUGGAGAUCCGCCAGCUGAGGCGCCUCGAGGAGGAGUGGCUGCGCAACGAGGCGGAGAGGGUGCGCCAGGAGGCGGAGUACUCGAGCAGCCUGCCCUCCUCGUGCAAGCCGUCGGCGCUGGCCGUGGCCGCGCUCGUGCAAGAGACGGGGGCCGCGAAGACCGGCCGCCGUGCCUCCGCGGGGGCGCCGGCGCUGGGGAGCGCGGGCGGCGCGCGGCGGCACACGCUGGCGCACGCUGGCAGCUCCAAGGCGGUGGGCAGCCCCGGCGCCUGGCUGGGCGAGGGCGGCGCCCCCGCCGCGCCGGCGCCCAUCCCCGAGGCAGCACCAGAGGCGGC